UUCCAGGCUCUCAGCAUCAACGCUGCUCGUCUCUUCGAACACGACGACACAGCUCCUACUUCUACUGCAACACCCAGCCCUUGUGCCUGUCAGUGCCGAAGUACCGUUUUUUAAUAAAAAACCUUUGUCAGCCAUCAUGGGACGACGUGCAUUUGCAAACACCACGUCCAGUUCCUCCCAGAAGAGCCAGCCUUCGAUCGCUGCACCCAUGAGGCGAAGCUCUGCGAGGCUUGCACGCAGUUCGUCUGGCGUCCCCUUCAUGCAGCCUGACGAGCAGAAUACAGCCACGAUGACCACAACUUCUGACAAAUCGAAUACGAAAGCUGCCCAUCGCUCCACAAGAACGUCUUUACUACGAACCGUUGAAGUUGUGGUUCCACUUCAAACAGAGUCUCCAUCACUUGCCUCGUCGCUUUCCCCAUCUGCCAAUGUAUCUUCGCGUGGUGAAAGCCUCAACGAUACUCCGGCUACAAGUGUGACGGUUACUCCUGGCGAAUCUGAUACCAAUCGUGACCAGCCUCAGAAACGAAUAAGUGCUUCCACUCGUGCUCAACAACUUCGUGCAAGCGCCUUGUCAUUGAAUUUCCCCAAGCCUACUACUGGGAAGAAGAGAUCUGCUUCUCACAUUUCUAACGAAGGACCGAGCACUGAGCUGUCUGAUGCCGCACUAGCCCAGGAACUGCAACUCCAAGAGUACGAAGGGGUAGAAUCAAAACGCCCUCGACUUUUUGCCUCUGGCAAACAACGAGCUUCACCUAUUCCUGACUCCGAUGAUGAUGAACUUGCAUUCGAGUCCGGUGAGCAGUUGACAAGCGACUCCGACAUCCGUCUGCCUAAUCUACGGCGCCAUUCACGAAAAUCACGCCUUCAAGCUUCCUCAGCAGCCAGCAAUAACAUGUCCCUCUCCGACCUUGAUUCAACUACGGCCAACAUGGUUGAUGCUGCAGAAGAAUAUGUUUAUUCUUCUGACGAUAGUUUGAGUGACCCGCCUCCAUCGGAUACGGACAAUGAUAGACCAAUUUCUAGACGCCAAAGACCUGCAACCUCGGGUCGUCGAGGUGUGCGAGCGCCAAGAACAGCUGGUACAUCUCUUCCAUUUCGUAUGGGUCGCCGGGCCGAAAGAGAACGUAGGAAACUCGAAAACCAACACCCGUCGAUUGUAUCCAUGUGGAAAGAAUUGGAGGAUAAACCACCGAUCACACCGGUGCAGGCCGAACAACCCACCAGCAUAUCCCGCAAGCUCAAAUCAUUCCAGCUUGAAGGCCUCAACUGGAUGAUGCGUCAAGAACAAACACAAUAUAAAGGAGGUCUACUUGGCGAUGAGAUGGGCAUGGGUAAGACUAUUCAAGCGGUCUCUCUUCUGAUGUCAGACUAUCCCGUCGGAAAGCCUUCUUUGGUUGUUGUACCGCCGGUGGCUUUGAUGCAGUGGCAGUCUGAAAUUAAUGAAUACACGGAUGGAAAGCUCAAGGUACUUGUGUACCAUAAUUCAAAUCCUAAGAUCAAGCAUAUGGAGAAAAAGGACAUCCAAAGGCACGAUGUCAUCAUGAUUUCUUAUUCUGGUCUGGAAUCUAUGUAUCGCAAGGAGCUUAAAGGUUGGAAUCGAGACGAUGGCAUCGUCAAGGAAGACAGUGUGAUUCAUUCAAUCCAUUUCCACCGUCUGAUACUUGACGAAGCACACAGCAUCAAGCAACGAACAACGAGCGUAGCGCGUGCAUGCUUUGCUUUGAAAUCUAAUUACAAAUGGUGCCUGUCUGGAACCCCGGUGCAAAAUCGCAUUGGAGAAUUCUUCUCUCUGCUUCGCUUCCUUGAGGUCCGUCCUUUCGCUUGCUAUUUCUGCAAGAUGUGCAAAUGCCAGGAACUUCACUGGUCUCAGGAUGCAGAAAAGAAAUGUACCCAUUGUAAACAUAGUGGAUUUAGUCAUGUGUCUGUAUUCAAUCAGGAGAUUCUUAAUCCAAUCACAGAGAGAAACAAUGGACAGGCUCGUCAGGAUGCGUUGAAAAAACUUCGUCUCAUUACUGAUAGGAUCAUGCUGCGAAGAAUGAAGAGAGAUCAUACUGCCUCUAUGGAGCUUCCUCCCAAACGCGUGGUCAUUCAUAAUGAAUUCUUUGGUGAGAUUGAGCGCGACUUCUCUACCAGCAUCAUGACAAAUACCACCAGGCAAUUUGACACCUAUGUCAGCCGCGGAGUCAUGCUUAAUAAUUAUGCAAAUAUUUUUGGUCUCAUCAUGCAAAUGCGGCAGGUUGCCAAUCAUCCUGAUUUGAUUCUCAAAAAACACGCCGAAGGUGGACAAAACGUUCUAGUUUGCAGCAUUUGCGACGAACCAGCAGAGAGUCCAAUACGAUCUCGCUGUCAUCACGAGUUUUGCAGACAAUGUGCAAAAGACUACAUGCGAUCUUUCGAUAUCGACUCCAUUGUAGAUUGUCCACGAUGCCAUAUUCCCCUAUCAAUUGAUCUCGAGCAGCCGGAAAUCGAACAAGAAGAGGAUAUUGUUAAAAAGAACUCAAUCAUCAACCGCAUUCGCAUGGAGAACUGGACAUCGUCAACGAAGAUCGAGAUGCUCGUCUACGAUCUAUACAAAUUUCGAAGCAAGAAACAAACACAUAAGUCGAUUGUGUUUUCUCAAUUCACAUCUAUGCUGCAGUUAGUUGAAUGGCGGCUACGUCGGGCUGGGUUUAAUACAGUUAUGCUGGACGGAAGCAUGACUCCCACUCAGCGUCAGAAUUCUAUUGACUACUUCAUGAAAAACGUCGACGUCGAAGUCUUUCUUGUUUCUCUCAAGGCUGGUGGAGUAGCUCUGAAUCUAACGGAGGCAUCUCGGGUUUUUAUUGUCGAUCCAUGGUGGAACCCAGCAGCAGAAUGGCAGAGUGCGGACCGAUGCCACCGCAUUGGACAACGCCGUCCGUGCGUCAUCACUCGACUCUGCAUCGAGGAUUCGGUAGAAUCUCGUAUGGUGCUCCUGCAGGAGAAAAAGGCCAACAUGAUCAACGGCACCAUCAACAAAGAUCAAGGAGAAGCCCUAGAAAAACUCACUCCAGAGGACAUGCAAUUCUUGUUCCGAGGAUCCUGAUUAGCCACUAAGUUGAGGAAAAUAAGGGGAAAAUAGAACACUAGGAACUAUAAAUCGACAAGAGUCGAUGCAAGGGGCGUGAUUUUGCAACCAUUUUCAAGGAAGUAGAGGAGGCGUGAGAUGUCACUACGGAGCUGUGCAAGGAUCGGUUAUUUAUCUUAGUUUCCGAUCGUGGGUUAGAAAAUGAUCGUUCAGUAUUCUUCUUCACUGAAAUUUGCUAUCACAAGUUUUUCUCCUGUCCUUUUCCCUAUUUAUCCUGGGUGAUGAAAAUAUCGUCGGUUCUUCCAGCGUACGAAUACGUAGCCCGCCUUGGCCAAUGGCAGGGAAGCCUGUUG
This is a messenger RNA of Talaromyces proteolyticus, 3402 nucleotides long. RefSeq names its product putative DNA excision repair protein Rad16. The record is from RefSeq and is a predicted model, not a curated record. NCBI's taxonomy places the organism in Eukaryota, Fungi, Ascomycota, Eurotiomycetes, Eurotiales, Trichocomaceae. Gene Ontology annotation, molecular function: ATP-dependent chromatin remodeler activity; metal ion binding; ATP binding. The transcript is spliced from 11 exons. Bases 137 to 3067 code for a protein of 976 amino acids.